Molecule: messenger RNA, 2355 nt
Organism: Balaenoptera ricei (Rice's whale)
Lineage: Eukaryota; Metazoa; Chordata; Mammalia; Artiodactyla; Balaenopteridae
Gene: DNAJB9
Product: DnaJ heat shock protein family (Hsp40) member B9
Exons: 3
Coding region: 151-822 (223 amino acids)
Cellular component (GO): endoplasmic reticulum
Molecular function (GO): protein-folding chaperone binding; misfolded protein binding
Source: RefSeq, a predicted model, not a curated record
ACAGGCGGCAGUGGGUGCGCACCAGCUCCCGGAGGCCACGGAGGCCGGGGUUAGGGGGGCCGAGCCGCGCAGCCUUGUGGAGUAGCUGGUCAGCAUCCGCCGGCGCCUCUGGUCUCUGAAGGAGCAGCUGCAGCUGGAGGGAUAUUAGAAAUGGCUACUCCCCAGUCAGUUUUCAUCUUUGCAAUCUGCAUUUUAAUGAUAACCGAAUUAAUUUUGGCCUCAAAAAGUUACUAUGAUAUCUUAGGUGUGCCAAAGUCAGCAUCAGAGCGCCAAAUCAAGAAGGCCUUUCACAAGUUGGCCAUGAAGUACCAUCCUGAUAAAAAUAAGAGUCCUGAUGCUGAAGCAAAAUUCAGAGAGAUUGCAGAAGCAUAUGAAACACUCUCAGAUGCUAAUAGGCGAAAAGAAUAUGAUACGCUUGGACAUAGUGCUUUUACUAAUGGUAAAGGACAAAGAGCUAGUGGAAGUCCUUUUGAGCAGUCGUUUAACUUCAAUUUUGAUGACUUAUUUAAAGACUUUGGUUUUUUUGGUCAAAACCAAAACACUUGGUCCAAGAAGCAUUUUGAAAAUCACUUCCAGGCACGCCAGGAUGGUUCCAGUAGACAAAGGCACCAUUUCCAGGAGUUUUCUUUUGGAGGUGGGUUGUUUGAUGACAUGUUUGAAGAUAUGGAGAAAAUGUUUUCUUUUAGUGGUUUUGACACCACCACCAAUCGACAUACAGUACAGACUGAAAAUAGCUUCCAUGGAUCUAGCAAGCACUGUAGGACUGUCACUCAACGAAAAGGAAAUAUGGUUACUACAUACACUGACUGUUCAGGGCAGUAGUUUGUCCUUUUUCUGUUCUCUUUAAACCCAACUAGUUGACUCUUCUUCAAUAUCUUUGAUGCAGAACCAAUUUUUUGUGAACUAUUUUGACAAGUGCAUGAUUUCACUUAACUUGAUAUAGCUAUCAAAUAUAUUUAAACUGUUUUUGAGAAAUUCAGCAACAUUCAGUUAGUAGAGAAAUAGCUAAUUAUUAAUUUCCCUGAUUAGGCAAGGUUCUUUAAAAAAUAUUAUAAUUCUGCCUGGUCUUUUUUCUCUACCUGCCCUUGGGCUUAUUAACAUGACCAGUUUUAUUACCAAGGAAAAAAUGAAUUUGCCUGAUAAAUAUUUAAAGGUUAAAUUUUAAAAGUUAUUGUAGAUUUAAAUUGUGUGAACUUGAAUGAUUUUUUUGCAGUGAAACCUUUGCUAAUUUAAAAUUGCAUGCUCUGUAGCAUCUCUGACUUGGGUCGCAAAAUGUAUGUGAAACUGUAUAAUUGAGUCAUUCAGCAAAGGAUAGCAAGCAGUAUCUUGGUUAAUUUCCACUGAAAGCUUCAGAAAGGUAUGGUUUAAUAUUUUUAUCAGAGAACCAUGCAGAAGAAUUUGAGUAAAGGAAAUGAUUGUAUUGCUCAUAGUCAUUUAGACUCAAAGAAAGUUGAAAACUUAACAUUGCCCAGAGUUUGUUACGUGUUUGGUCCCUGGCUAAUGAUUUUGUAGUGUUGAAAUCAUAGCUAUUUUACACAUCUUUUCACAUUUCUUUCUUAAUUGUUAACGCUUUAGGUCUUAGUAUGGAUUUACGUAUUUGUGUGUGUGUGUGGUUUUUCUUCUUUGCCCUCAUCUUUAGAGAUUGACUAAUACCUCAUUCUGUUCAUAAAAACAGCCAGUAAUUUCUGUGCAACCUUAUUAUGUGCAAUAUUUUUAAAUCCUAAGAAAUGUGUGCUUUUGUUUUCAGAUAGACUUAUUUCUUUAGUUCCGCACUUUUCCGUGUUAUACUCCACAUGAGUAUUAAUCCUAUGGAUACAUAUUAAAACUAGUAAAUAUCUCAUACACCUUUGUGAGUGAGAGAAAUAUAAUAUUUACAAUAUGAUGUUCUCUGUUGUCAUUUUAUUGUUAAAAGUUUAUUCAGCAGUUCUGGAGACAGGGAGGGUAUAUAAGCAAUUGGGCUGCUUAUACUGAUUGUAGACCAUAUUCUAGAAGUUACUUUUCACUAACCUGAAACCCUGAGGUGACCUUGUUAGACUGCCGUUUAGUAAUUUCUCUUGCUUUCUUAUCGUCCUCCAUCCUCCUUCCCUCACAGAUUUUGGUAGCUUGAAGAUUUUGUUAAUUAUAAUUUUGGUGUAUUUGCUUGCUAGGAGCAAGUAUUCUUGCCCCUGUUGCUUUCCUCUUUAGGCCUGGUUGGGAAAAAGCAGACUUUGCAUGAAGCUGUAUUUGUUAGUGAUCAUCUUUAAUUUGAAAUCUGUGAAGAAAAUGAAUUUAUUCUGUUAUAUUUAUGUACCUUAAUUAUUUCCUGAAAGUUAUAUCUACUAAUUUUGUUUGAUAAUAAGAAAAUAGCCAUACAUU